AUGCAUCUAGCAACAUAUAUAGCCAUAGUCGGGCUGCUGAUAGGCGUGUAUCUCGCCUCGCGGAGUAAACCAACCUCGUCUCUGCCGGUGCCGCCAGGCCCCAAGCCUUUGCCGAUAAUUGGCAAUGUUCAUCAAGCUCCCAAGUCCCACGGGUGGCGGACGUAUCGCGAAUGGAGUAAGAAGUAUGGGCCUAUUGUUCACGUCAAUAUGCUUGGACAGCCCGUCAUCAUCUUGUCUACGUCUGAAGUUGCCCACGACCUCCUGGCAAAGCGUGGAGCCAUAUUUUCAGACCGACCUCGUCUUUUCUUGGCGGCGGAGUUGGCCCUGAAAGGACUCAACAUCCUCAUGAUGAAUUACACCGAGCAAUUCCGACAGCAUCAGAGGCUACAGGUCUCAGUGUUGAACGCGACGCCGGCAGCUGCCUAUCUCCCCUUCCAGGCUCUGGAAUCACGGCAGUUGAUGCACGAUCUCCUGGUGAAUGCAGGUGGUGCUGGCGCUAAUGUUCAAGGAUAUGUCCAGCGCACAACCGCUAGCAUCAUCCAUACGUUGCUGUAUGGCUUCCGCGUCAAAGACUACAACGACCCGGUGCUUCGCGCCGUUGUUAAACUCAACGACGAAUUUUCCGAAUUCACCCAGGUUGGCGCGCACAUUGUUGACCAGUUCCCUGUCCUCAAUAAUCUGCCCGGCUUCUUAGCCCCAUGGCAGGCAAAGGCUGAAACUCACUACACGACCAAGUAUGACCUGCGCGGCAAAAACCUUCGGCGGGGUCUGGAGUCGAGCGCCUGGAAUAUAUCGAAGCAUCUCAAAGAGACCGUUGAAAAGGAUGGCCUCGACAUGCCCUUAAACGAGCUGGCAUUUGAGCUUGGCACCAUGAUCGACGCCGCGCUGGACGGCACUACAGACAGCUUGAUCUGGUUUGUGGUGGCUUGCAUCACACAAGACCAGGGCUUCGUGGCCAAGGCACGCAAGGAGCUGGAUGCCGUUGUCGGGCGCGACCGACUCCCAUCCCCAGAUGACAAGCCUAAUCUGCCCUACAUCGCUGCCAUUGUCGAAGAGUUGUUCCGUUGGCGGCCCGCUGGCCCUGAGGGUGUUCCUCACUUGAAUAAGGAGGAGGCUACCUACAAGGGAUAUACCAUUCCGAAGGGAUCUGUUAUUGUGCCCAAUGUUUGGACAAUCUCCCGGGAAGAGGCCUUGUUCGGUCCAGAUCCCGACGAUUUCAUACCGGAUCGCUGGCUCGAAGAGGACGGCAAGACAUUCAAAAAGCUCCCCCCUGCUGUCUUCGGCUAUGGAAGGCGGACCUGCCCUGGGCGGUACUUCGCCCGCAAUGUCAUCUGGAUCGUUGUCGCCCAGCUAAUAUGGUCAUUCGACAUCAAGGCCGGCCUGUCUGAGGAGACGGGCGAGCCCACCAUCAUUGACCCUGUUGCAUGCACAUACGGCCUGGUCAUGCGGGCUCUACCUUUCAAGGCUUCGUUUAAUCCCCGUGGCCCUUGGGUGUGUGAAGUGAUUGCCCGAGAUGGCGACACUUACAGCAAGGAUCAUGCGGCUAUACUCAACCAAAUCGGGGCAGAGUUCGCUAAGCUGUAG
This is a messenger RNA of Talaromyces atroroseus, 1584 nucleotides long. RefSeq lists its product as hypothetical. The transcript is spliced from 2 exons. The record is from RefSeq and is a predicted model, not a curated record. Bases 1 to 1584 code for a protein of 527 amino acids. NCBI's taxonomy places the organism in Eukaryota, Fungi, Ascomycota, Eurotiomycetes, Eurotiales, Trichocomaceae. Gene Ontology annotation, molecular function: iron ion binding; heme binding; oxidoreductase activity, acting on paired donors, with incorporation or reduction of molecular oxygen.